ACAGCUGAGAAGCGGAGUUCACUUUUACACGGCAUUCCGCGAUUCUCUACGAAGUGCGACACAACACAGUCUAUCCCCUCUUACCAGCCGACAUUUCCACCCCCUGUACACACCUGUACACACGUGACCACACCUGGCAAGUGUUCUACUCACCUGUCCAUAUGGAACGUCGCGCCACCAGAAGGAGGCUAAAGCGGAACGUCUUGAGUCGAGUCGCUGUCUGGGUCACGUGUUGUUUGUUCUGGUUGUUUGUUUACAACCUGAGCACGGUACACAGCCAUGGUCACGUGAGCAAACAGGCGAACAACAUCAGUCAGCUGAUGAAGAUGAUGGUGAACUUGUCAGGUCAGAGGUCAGACCCAGCCAAUGAGGAGAACUGCAUCCGGGUUCUCAGUCUGGACGAGUUCAUCCACCUGUCACUCAUUCCUGCCUUUCUGAUCGUCUUGGUGCUGAGCCUGUGUCAGCGGAGAGCCAACGCCGAGCCGGGCAGCUGGUGUGGGGGAAGGCCUGGGCUGCUGGUGUGA
Messenger RNA from Branchiostoma floridae (Florida lancelet), 524 nucleotides. RefSeq lists its product as uncharacterized. Bases 162 to 524 code for a protein of 120 amino acids. The record is from RefSeq and is a predicted model, not a curated record. NCBI's taxonomy places the organism in Eukaryota, Metazoa, Chordata, Leptocardii, Amphioxiformes, Branchiostomatidae. The transcript has 4 exons.